This is a messenger RNA of Elephantulus edwardii (Cape elephant shrew), 3843 nucleotides long. RefSeq names its product von Willebrand factor A domain containing 3B (gene VWA3B). The coding region runs from base 1 to 3843 and encodes 1280 amino acids. Lineage: Eukaryota; Metazoa; Chordata; Mammalia; Macroscelidea; Macroscelididae. The record is from RefSeq and is a predicted model, not a curated record. The transcript has 26 exons.
AUGGAGAAACUGGGUUCAACUUCUGCUUUCUUUGAGCAACAGCUUCAGAAGCAAGAUGGCGUGAGAAACACCAGAAAGGACUUGGUUCAGCAGAGUCUCAUCUCAUCAGAGAAAUGGCUCCAGAUGCAUGGGCUUAAGAGCAACAAACUGACCUUGAAACAAAUUUUAUCACAAAUUGGAUUCAAACACUGUGAAGAUUAUGUGUAUUCUCUGGGGAGACUCGUGGCUUCUCGUUAUGCUGAUGGCCUGUUUCCACAGUUUUGCAGAGCAGAAAACGGCCAAGUAUACAAUUUGACAGCUAAAUCGGAACUGAUCCAUCAGUUUGUGGAAUAUUUAACGCAAGCAGUGGAGAGCUACAGGCAGCGUCUGGACUGGCUCACUAGCCAAAGCCGACAGGUUUUCGGUGUCAUUUUGGAACAGUGCAUAACCAUCGUGCUGGAUUUGGGUGAUAUGUUGGAGCAGGAACUCAGUCUGUGCCAAGAUGCUCUGACAAUGGUCCUUAAGGAGCAGGUGGCUCACAUACACAAGUUCAACAUCAUACGGGUUUCUCAAGAACCUGUGAAAUGGCAGGAAAAUGCUGUGGAAGUGACAGAAGGAUCAAUAACUGCUGCCAUCAGCUGGCUUCAGAAACUGACUGUUGAUGUGACUGUGAGCCAGAGUUGCUGCCUGGAUGCUCUCCUGGAAGCCGGGAAGGACAAAACUAUUGAAUCUAUUUACUACUUUGUUGUGGGGGAUAUUCCUGAGGAAUCCAAGGAGCUUCUCCUUCAGAUGACUGUGGAGCUCUCGUAUCCCAUCUGCACAGUGUCCUUCAAUGCCAGAGGAGAAGGCACCAUAGCUUUUCUAAAGGAUCUGAGUGCCAAAAGCCACAGAAGAUUUCAUGCAUUUGCUGAGAGAACAGAGUUUGUGAAAUUACCUGCUUUGACCAUGAAGGAUGAGAAAAGUGCAAUGGCUUGGAAUUCAAGGAAACUGAAAGGAAAACUCCCUGCAGGAGCCGGGGUCAGAGAGGAUGUGUUCCUCAUUUGGAAGGAGAUGGAAGAAGCAGACAGCACGCUGGCCCAGCUCCGGAGGCUGGUGUCCUAUGAAGAUGAAGUUGUAUGCGAAGCAAGAUCAGGAGUGACUUCUGUGGAGAAUUCGUCAAAUCCAGAGGACAUUUGGGACUCUAAGAAGUGGCUACAGAAAUAUGGAUUGAAAGCCCAGAAACUGUCAUUUUAUGAUGUUCUUGCUGAUUGUUCCUUCCGCCAUGUUGAUGGAGUUGUUGAUAUAAAAGCUAAACCAGAGAAUGAGUCUGUGAAGACCAGUGCAGAAACAAUCCAGAAGACAAUCCAUGCAAAAUAUUGUAGCAGAUUUGUCCACACUCCCUGGAAAGAUGGGAGCUUGGUCCAUGUCCAUGUUACUAAGGAGAAGUACAAGUGGUACAAUGAAAGAAUUAAUCUAGUUCUCAGCCAGAUUGAAAGGAGAAUUAAAUGGCUACAAGAUGGGAGUCAAAUGCUCUUUGGAAAAGUGCUUCAUGACUGCGUCUAUGUCCUCAUUGAUACAUCUCACUCAAUGAAGAGCAAACUGGAUUUGAUUAAGGAUAAGAUAAUUCAGCUUAUACAGGAACAACUGAAAUAUAAAAGUAAAUUCAAUUUUGUGACAUUUGAUGCUCAAGCAGUUCCUUGGUGUGAAAAACUUUCUGAAAUUAAUGAAGUUAAUCUGAAAAAGGCUGAAUCUUGGAUUAGAGACAUUGAGGUUGGAAGCUCCACAAACAUUCUGAGUGCCCUGCAAAUUGCUUUUGCUGAUGAAGAAACACAAGUAAUCUACCUUCUAACAGAUGGAAGACCUGAUCAGGUACCUGAGGUGAUUCUAGACCAAAUCAAGAUUUUUAAGUCAAUACCUGUUUAUACCAUCUCUUUUAAUUACAACGAUGAGAUUGCAAAUGAAUUUUUGAAAGAGCUUGCUUGUUUGACAGGAGGAGAGCUCCAUUUUUAUAAUUUUACUUCCAACAAUACCUAUCCUCCAGAGACUGUUAAGGAUGAAGAUCUAACUCUUUUGCUUAAAGAAAUGGAGCAGGGGCGACGGGACCUGGAGAAAAUGCAGGACCUUUAUUCUGAGUCUUUAAUCAUGGACUGGUGGUACAAUGGCGAGAAGGAAGGAAACAAUGACAAGCACCGAAAAGAAAUCUUUUCUAUGAUCUCAACUGCUGAAAAAUAUACAAAACCUCAACCUUAUGCUGAAACAACUAUAACGUCCCCAUCUGCGUCAAAAGUACAAUGGGGCCUUCCAAGCCAAGUAAUUCCAAAAAAGAAGGUCCUCCACGCAGCACCCACAAAAACUAGCCUGCUCAGAAGCCAAAUGUCCUCCCUCAAGAGCUCAGCCUCUAGUGAAAGAAAGGAUGGCCUCUCCAACUACAGCAACUGGAGUGUUGCUUCCAGUGCCCAAGAAAUGAGCAUCAGCCUGCUAACAGAUGAGCAUUCAAAUGACAGAUCGUUAGAAGUCACAACUCAAGAAGAGAGCCAAGUUUAUGACCAAGAUUCUUCAGAUAUGUCUUCUGAAAACUGGCUAAAGACCAAUGGCUUAGUGGCCAAGAAACUCACCAUCAUGAAUGUCUUGUCAGUGGCAGCUGUCCCUCACAAUGCCAUCUACGUUCCAGUCCUGAACAAGCAUAUUGUCUCCAAAGUCUUUGAUGAGGUGUUCCCUAUGGCACAUACGUGCAAUGACACAAACAAGAUGAAGCUAAUUAACCCCCAAGGACUGAAGCUCAAUAUUUACAAGCAGAAAGUCGAACAAGCAAUUAAAUCUUAUGAAAAGCGCUUGAAUAAAAUUGUUUGGCAAGCACUAUCUCAAGAGGAAAAAGAAAAGUUAGAUGCAAACAAACCAAUAAAGUACUUGGAAAACAAGGCAACUUUAAAUGAGGCACUAGAACGGUUGAAUUGGCCCAUCUCGUUGAAAGAGUUGUCAUUGCUGGAAAAUGAAAUCUUAGCUGGGAAACACUACAUUCAGCAGGCCAUGGAACUCCAGGAGGCUACCAAGAAAGAGAACUAUGUGAGCAGGAAAUCACAAGGAAGUAGUACAAUAAAGAAAAUAAAAUCUAAAAGAGUGGAUCCUCUUAAAGGCCAGAAGGUUAUUGCAAGAUGUGAUGAAAAUGGCUUUUAUUUUCCAGGCGUUGUGAAGAAGUGUGUGAGUCCUACCCAUGCACUGGUGGGCUUCAAGUAUGGAGACACCAAAGUCGUGCCCACCUCGUUCAUCACACCUAUUGGAGGCGCCAUGCCCUGCCCCAUGCUCCAGGUUGGAGAUUAUGUAUUUGCCAAAAUUGUGAUACCCAAAGGAUUUGACUUCUAUGUCCCUGCUAUUGUCAUAGCACUUCCAAAUCAGGAUGUGCCAGAAGAUAAAUUCUACACAGUUUUGAAGUGCAACAACCGGAAAGAAUUUUGCCCCCGGAGUGCACUUAUUAAGAUCAGCCAAAACAAGUAUGCUCUCUCUUGUUCUCAUAUAAACUCACCUCCAAUAUCAGAGUCUCCAAAAAUGCAGGACCUAGAAAAGAAUUCUACUCUCAGAAUAUGGCCAAUGAAAGAAGUUGACACUGAAGAUUUAAAAGAGGUAAAAAAGAACCAUAGAAGGAAGAAGAAGACCUCUACUAAGAGGCUGGAUCUCCUGGACAGAAUGUGCCCAGAGUUAGAAAACUCUACCUGUGACUCCCGAGAGUCCUACCACAAGAAACACACCACGCCUGUGUUGGGAGGAAAAAGACAUCGUACAUCUCUGGAAUGUCCUGACAUCUCUUUUGAGACUAGUGCACGUGAGAACAGCCCCCAAUUUCCAAGACUGUUUAGGACCCAUUACAAGGACUCCAGUACCUUUAAGUAA